Molecule: messenger RNA, 3405 nt
Organism: Paramecium octaurelia
Lineage: Eukaryota; Ciliophora; Oligohymenophorea; Peniculida; Parameciidae
Source: the annotation of a GenBank genome assembly
AUGGGAAUUUGUGGAAGCACUACGAAAUAACCAGAAGAUUAGAUUUGUAAAUUGAGUCAGCCAAUCAUAACUAGUGGUGAAUUGCAGAUAAAAGUGCUGUUGAAGAACAUUAAGUUAAAGAUGCCAGAUAUCCGAUAAUGUUCUAUUGAAUUCGAUUUGGGAAAAUGUAAGUAUACGUCACCUGUGCAUGUGAAUAAUGAAGGAGAACAUUAUGUAAUUAUUAUUUGAUAGAAGCAAUUAAGUGGCGAGCAAGUUUUGAUGGCUUACUUAAGAUGACUGAAUAAUAAAUGAGAGAAACUAAUAUUAAGAUUUCGGUACUAACAUCAUCAGUGAUUGGACAAGCCUAAAUCAAUUUAUUUGAAGCUGCAGUAGGCCCUUUCCAUUUUGAGUUACCAAUAAGAGGCUAAAAUAGUGGGAAUGUGAGUUUCGAUUUGAAAAUGAAUCAAAUUGUUCAAGCCACCUUAUAGAGCAAAUACAUAAUAUGGGAAUUGAAUUCGAGCUUGAAUGAGGUUAGAUACAAUUACAAUCUGCGUUUGGUGGUUCAAAUAAAUGACUAUUAACAAGACCUCCCAAUUGUCGUACAUCUCUGAGCAUUCAUCUACCUUUACUAAUCCGAACUAUAGAAAACAGAACGAGAAGAAGAACACGCAAUUUUAAACUAGUCGUAAGAGCAUCUUAGACCAAGAUUCUGUAAAGGAUAUUUUUACCUCCUUAUCAAGACUCCCUUCACUAAAAAGUCCUCCAAAUCCAUCAUAUGAUUCCGUGGCUGCAACCCCUACUCAUAAAGUAUAUAAUCACUAAAACCAUAGGCAAACCAUCGAAUUGAAUGGGAACAUAUCAACGACGAACUUGCAAUGAUAGUAGAAUUGCCAAUCCAGGAAUUUCAAGGUUCAGCACUUUAAUUGUGUUUAUGGUCUAUUUCAUCUAAUAAAAGGAGUUUAGACAACGUUAAGUCUCCCCAAAAGACUACCAUAAAGAAAACAAAAAAUCAGCAUGAUUCCGAAUACAUGGAUUUGGAAAUCUAAGAUCAUCAUCUGGUAGCAGAAACCUACAUCAAUUUGUCAAAUAUGGAAACAAGUGUAUCAGGGGAACAGGGAGCCAAAAUUUUAAUGAUCAAAAGCUAUCAACCUAAAUCUCUUUGGUAUCAUGGUGUUGAAGUUGGUAAAAUUGAUUAUGAAAUCAGUGUCCGAAUCCCAAAUCAUCUCUAACAGUCCUCAUUUGGGGUUUAAACAGAAAAGGGAAUUGUUUCUUCCAUUUCUGUUGUUGGAAAUGUAGAAAACAUCAGUGUUUCUGAAAUAAAAAUGAUACAAAUGGAAUUCUAAAAGUUAUCUAGCAACAUUUUCAAGAUAGAACAUAAAUCUCUCAAUAUUGAUGAAAAAUUAAAAGUUAGGUAAGAAAUGGAUCAAAAUCUAACUCGUUUAGCAUAAUUUCUUGGCCAAUCUCAUGGAAGUGCUAUCAAAACUUUCUAAUAUAAAUCCGAAGAUGAUUUAAUGAAAGCGUAAUAAUUACUCAUUUAAAUCUCUAUUCAUCUAGUUGAUUAUUCCAAAACAUUAUCCACUUUUAACUCUUAUUAUGAAUGUCUCAAUCAAGUCUUAAGUCGUGGAGAACUAAUGCUUUAACAAUUGGGAUUUUUUAAAGCUCUUAAUAAAAAAUAAUCGAAUUAGAAAAUUGAAGUUUGUUUAAAUUAUUAGACAUUCUUAAUCAAUACAUUACGUUACACACUAUCCAGAUUAAAUUAAAAGGACCCAUCAUAUGAAGCCAGAAAACUCUAUAUCAAAUUCUUAGUCAUCAGUUAUUUCAGAAUACCAGAGUUCAGAGCCAAAUUCUUAGAACUUAUUAAUAAACCAGACGAUCCUCAAUUAACUGAAUUACGAGGCACAGAAUUCAUACAAGAAGAUGAUCCUACCAACAUAGAUAAAAGUACUAAGAAUAACAUCUCAAUAUUUGAUUGGUAGAAUUAUUUUCAUACUUAUUUGAAUGAUAAAAAUUAAGGAAUCCAAAAUUAAUCAGCUCUCAAUUAAAUCCUAGAUGAUGAAAGUUGGAAGGAAAACAUAAGGCAUAGGUCGAUUAAUUUUAGUUUCUUUGUUGAAGAAUGGGCAAUCUAUGUUAGAAAUAUUCUACAAGUGAAAAUACUGCCUUGGCAAGAUAUUCCAGGUUAUAGAAUUUUAGUUAAAGCCUUUAUGUGUGAAUUAAAAUAGUAAGAUUCAGUGCCUGAUGCAAUGAAAAUAGCAUUGAGGAGUUUGAUGCAAAAUGUUAAUCUCUUAGGAAUCAUAGUUAGUCUACAAUUUAAUAAGACAAAGUAAAUAGAAUUAAAAUUAUUCUAGUUUAUAUAACACAGAGUAAGUGAUUGAAACCUUUGAAAUUUUGGAUAUAUGCUUCUCCACCUUGACUACAAUGCCUCCUUAUUUCGAUUACCCAUUCCUUUUGAAAGGAAUAAAAUAAAUCAUUAUAGAUUCAGAGCAUGCCAUUUGCAUUGCCAAAUGUCUGUGGUUCAUCUAUAAUAUAUACCCAUUACUCUAAAGUAAACAUAUAUCCUAUUGGUCAGCGGAGUUUAAGAAGGAUCUGUGCGAGUUCAUCUUUGAGAAAGCUGUCUUCAAACUAUUUCUUCAUUGGAGCAAGACCGUAAGACUGAUGUUUCAUUAUUUUCUACUAUACAGAGUGUCACAUCAACAUAAGAAUCCUAAAGUUGGAGGAUUAGAUGAGGAGUAGAAUUAUAAUGUAAAUAAAUAGGUAAAUUAUAUAAUAAUACACUCUGAUCAAUAGACCAAAAAAGAAUCAAAGCUACUUUGAAAAUCGACAACCUCAAUAAUAGUUAAUUGUAAUUAUGUAGUACUCAUUAUACAAUAGUCUGAUUACAUCUACAUGAAGUACUUGAGAUUCUUAAGCAAAGUUGAAUAGGCGAAAGUAAAUGAAGCAGAAAGAGAAUAUUAAUAGGAUUAUAAGAGUUACUAUUAGCGAUUGGUGGCUAAGAAGUUGAAAAUGGAGCAAGAAUAGAAAUUACGAUAAGACGCAGAACCAAAGAUGGAAAGUUUAAAAUUAGAAAGACUAUAAUCUGAAUAAGAAGAAUAAAUAUAAAAGUAAAAUUAGUUGAAACCAGUUAUAGUUCCCAGAACAGUUAUGCAUAAGAAAUUAAGUUGUAAGACAUUAUAACUCAUUUUAAGUUAAACACGAUAUUGAAAUUACAGAUAAAUAAUAACAAUAUGUUUUAAUUUCUAUUAGAGAAUUUGAAGAAUAAUUGAAAAAUUAUAAUAAUUGGAGAUAAUCUAAUAUCAAAAAGGUCAUGGGCAAAUACAAUGAGGAAGGUUCGAUAUUUAUUAUAUUCAAGAUAAACACACUAUUCAUCUAACCUUUGAGGUUCCAAAAAUGGAUAUUCUUAAAAGAAUUGAUGAAAAGGAAGGUGCAUGA